AUGUGGACAUCUCGAGUACGACAGCCCGUGACAAAUAUUGUCACCGUCUCACGUCGCCUUCCUAGGAGUGCUCGGCCUGCCGUCAUUCCUUGGAGAAGAGGCUAUGCCAGUAAUGGCCCUAAUGCAUCUGAACAGUCUGGGUCCUCUUCACGUUGGCUUAAGACUUCUUUGGGCCUUGCGGGAACAGGCGCUGCUGCUUUUCUCGUCUACACCUACGCGACACUCGAUAAGAGUCAAGCCGGAAGUCAAGCAGACACGAAGGGUCUCUCACAGGCGACAGAGCAACUGGACUCGCAGUAUGUUCAACACAAAAGAAGCUUAAAAAGCCCUGGCGUGUAUUUAUGGGGCACAAAUUCCCAUCGUGUUGUGGACCCCAACUCCAAGGAGACUGUUAUCAAAACCCCUCGAAGACUUCAUUAUUUUGACGGUCAGGUGCUAAGGGACCUCAAGCUUUCUGACAAGUCUGGUGCAGCGAUUGCUGAAAAUGGUGACCUCAUUCAAUGGGGUAAAGGAUAUUCAGAGUCCGACUUUAAACCCACAAAGACUUUGACAGGAAAGAACUUAACUUCGCUGUGCAUGUCAAACGACCGAAUCCUCGCCUUGUCGUCAGACGGCAGUGUUUACUCUCUUCCAAUCGCCAAAGAUGAUCAACUGUCCGGCCGGAAACUUAAAGAAAGCUCCUGGGUGCCGUUUUGGUCCGGAAAAUCUGGAGUAAGUUACCGGUUGCUGCAACCUAGCUUGAAGCUGGGUGAGAAGGUCACUAUGCUCCGUGGGGGAUUGGAGCAUGCCCUUCUUUUGACAAAUCACGGUCGCGUCUUCUCUGUCGCUUCUUCUACGGAGAGCUAUCCAUCUUUUGGACAACUUGGUGUCCCGGGGUUAACUUGGGCAACCCGACCUAACGGGCCAGUCGACAUGUGUCAUGAGAUUGAGGCAUUCAAGGGCAUUAAGAUUACACAAAUCGCUAGUGGAGAUUACCAUUCCCUGGCUCUAAGCAAGGAUGGCAGCUUGUUUACGUUUGGAGAUAAUUCCUUCGGGCAAUUGGGUAUGGCAUUUGACGCCGCACUGCCUUUUAGCGACACACCUACCUCUUUGCCUAUCAAAAACCUUUAUAAAGGGAACACUACGUUUCCCAAGGUAACUGGAAUUGCAGCCGGUGGUGCCAACAGUUUCUUUACUGUGGAUGCACAGCGAAUCGUUGGUCCUGGUGAAAACCCUUCCACUGUUCGCGAUUUGGACCGCAUUACGGCUGACACCUGGACAUGCGGAAGAGGGAUUUGGGGUGCUCUUGGUACUGGAAAAUGGACUCAUAUGCAAGAUGCUCCCACCAAGGUCAAGUCCUUGAGCGGUUUAUUCGAAUAUGACGAACGGAAGAAGAAACUGACACCUAUUCGACUUCGCGAUCUAUCAGUGGGCACGACGCACGUAUCGGCAGUAAUGGACAAUGAUGCUCAUAUCGAUCCGUCACCUAGCAAUUCUUUGGACGAUGCCACCAACUUUGGUUUCGACGUGCUCUUUUGGGGAGGGAACGAGCAUUUUCAACUUGGCACGGGCAAGAGAAGCAACCAGUCCAAGCCAACACAUAUCAACGCGCCUCCGGAAGAUAAAGGAGAACUUGCUGAGCAGGAGGCACGGCUCCAGGUCAUGCCUCGUCACAAGGGCAAAGUUGGGCCCCGCACAGUGAACAUGGAGCAGCGCGUGGAAUGCGGGAGACACAUCUCUGCAAUCUACUCUUCUGUAUAA
Molecule: messenger RNA, 1740 nt
Organism: Aspergillus oryzae RIB40
Lineage: Eukaryota; Fungi; Ascomycota; Eurotiomycetes; Eurotiales; Aspergillaceae
Exons: 1
Coding region: 1-1740 (579 amino acids)
Biological process (GO): mitochondrial respiratory chain complex III assembly
Cellular component (GO): mitochondrial inner membrane
Source: RefSeq, a predicted model, not a curated record